This is a messenger RNA of Dimorphilus gyrociliatus, 3979 nucleotides long. NCBI's taxonomy places the organism in Eukaryota, Metazoa, Annelida, Polychaeta, Dinophilidae. The record is from the annotation of a GenBank genome assembly.
AUUCGCAUAUUAACGCCGACGUCUCUCUCUACUAAUGCACUGUAUUUAAUGGAAUAGCACAAUAUUAACGUCGUUGCGUCUUCUCUCUCCAAUCAAGCGUCAUUUCCUAGGUAGGGAUAUUUUUCAAUUACACUUUAGAAAUUUAAUUCAAAAUAUCUUUCAAUGGAAAUACACAUGUAUCUUUCUUUUUUGUUUCUUCUAGGCCAAUAUGUCUAAAUGCUGGAAAUUCAUUCCAGUUAUAGGCCUAUAUUUGACGUAUAUUUGGUGUACAGGUGAGUAUGAAAAAAAUCAAUUAUCGUCAACUCGUGAUUGAUUUCAAGUCAAAAAACAUAUUCCCCCUAUAUUAUUCACUUGUUAUAGUUUUAAUUCGGAUUCUUUUUUCGAUACCGUUUAUUCUUUUUUUAUAGAAUCUCUAUGUCAGUGCAGAUACGUACUUGUUUGUCAGAUAUAAACUGCACUUUACUAAAAUCCAGGAUAGAAUUAUUUCCAAAAAUAGGCGCGUGUUUUUUUGUUAGAAGACAAUUUUGCUGAUUCUAAUAUAAGUUGAGAAAAAUAAUAGAUUAAGUUCUACUGAAUACACGUAGUACUAAUUUUCCUAGUUGAUGCUAAACAUAUAUGCAUAGUCCUAUGUAUAGUGAAUGGGGGGCUGAAAUUGUCAAGGGGGACAUGCUUUUGUAUGAGUUUACCUGAUCAGCAAACAAGACGACGAGAGCCGGAUGAUUGAUGGCGGUUUGAGAGUGGGCGAAUGAAAUUUUUAAAUAGAUGUCCCUUUUAUGAAGAAAAGGAAGAGCAGGAAGAGAUUCUAGAAAGCCGACUUCGUUAGACGAGUCCGUAGCUUUGUAGCUGUUUUUCCGCUUUCUUUUCCUCUAUCUUUCUUCAUAUAAUAUGUAUGCUUCUUUUCCUCUAUAUAAAAUCCCAUUUCACUAUUUUUUAGUUUUAAAAAAAACUUGUCUUUGAAAACCUGUUACCAUCGCGUGUUCAUCUUGCUCACAUCCGACCUUGUCCUUUAUAAGACUAUUGGGACACGCCCUUUCCUCUUUCCUUGGAUUUGUUUCUGGUAUCGUUUAUUCAUUAGGGUAUAUUUUCACCUGGGCGGAUAAGAGGGGUAUUUCCGGCUUGAGAACGAAAAGUGGUCUUUGCUUCUGAUCUAGUCGAAGCCUAAACAAUCUACUUUCGGUAAUUACGCGCACGCUACUAGCCCAUUUUCGACCGUAAUGUCCGUUCGAGGCGGCGUUCAAUCAAUUAGACGUGACACAAUACUUACCGACACAAAUACGAAACAUUCCCCUUCUCUCUCCAAAAAAAUAUAUUAUACACAUAUUAUAGAGAGAAUAAGUGUAUGAUAUAUCGUGCAGUAUAUAUACAGUAUAUCUAUAUGAGAAAGUAAUAAACUCGUUUCCUUUUUUUAGAGAUUGUUCGUUUUAUGAAUGUAAAUAUGUAAUAUCGUCCUCGCCUAUAGAUAGCAUCCUUUAAAAAGAAGCGGACGAAUUAAUAAGUAAUCGAUAUUGCUAUAUAAAUAAAAACGUAUACGUAUACGGGCGGUGAAAUCGAUCGCCGAGCUAUCGAACAAUCUUUGAUAGACGCACAUCAAUGCGGUCGGUGCUAUAGCCAACUGCAAUAUUCAUGAGCCGAUACGAAGCGAAACAUAUAUUUUGCGUACGCUUCGCCGAUUCGUAUUUAUGUAAGGGCAGUGGCGCUUAAGAGAGUUUUCUUUUUCCCGCUUCCUAUUGUUCUUCCCUUCUAAAAAUACUAAAUUAUUAUCGUUAUGUAUAUGUUCCUUUACCAAUUCCCUCCAUGACUUAAAUCUGAAUAAUCUCCUGAUGAAUAACAGAAAGAAAUCAUACGGACGUAUGCUGGCGUGGUAAGUUUGAUCGAACUUGCCCUAGGAGUAGGGUAUUCGUCUUCCGAACGGCAAUAUACGGCAGAACUAGAACAAAUAAUUGUAUUAAAAUGUCGAGCACAGAAGAGAAAUGCAGUGUUGAUGUUUUGGAUAGACUACACGAAAGUUGUACGGGGCUGAACAACUGCAAGAUUUCAGUUGUUGAUGAUUUUGGCGAUUUGAAUCCGUGUAAAGAUCUCUUCUGCGAGUUACAGUUAACCUAUAACUGCGUUCCCAAUUCACCAUAUUUCUGUGACAAAAUGAGACCAAAGGAUGCCAAUUUCGCCGCGACUACAAACAGUCGAUAUUUGUCAACAAGAACAAUUAAAAAAUUUAAAGACAGUUUUAAAUGUCCUAUAAAACUAAAAGCGGAAAAGGGGCGUAAGAUACUAUUAACUUUCGAGAGACUUAAGGGAAGAGAUGUUAACCAUCGUGAAAAUUGUGCACCAAUAGCGGUUGUUGAAGAAGAGGGUAAACGUCCUAGGAAUCUCUGCCGAAAGAAUCAGACGUACGAGUCGUCAGGCGAUAGGAUCAAAGUGAUUAUCCUUACCCCAACCGACUUCCUAUUACGUUACGAAGCUCGGGGAUGCCCAAACCUACCACCUCCAGAGCAUGGUUGGGCGGAGAGAAAAGGUCAAAAGAUGAAAAUGGGCUGUAAUUAUACGGAUUACACAUGGACGAGAUAUUGCAAUGGAACACAUUGGCUGAAACCAACUGGAAACUGUACAUACGCCAGAAGUAAGUUGACCGUUGGAAAAUUAGCCCUACCGCAUGGGAUUUGGAUCGCUAUCAUUAUUGGAGCAGCUAUUGUUCUUAGCGUCGUAAUUCUGACGGUUGGAAUGAUUUGCUUGAGAAAGCAAAGAAAAUGCAGGGGAAUAAUGAGUCGUGGAUCGGUCAGGGAAACAGCCUACCUUUCGAGGGCUUCUAUGGAAUAUAUGAGGAAACAGAAUAUGGUCAAUCAACAAAAUUCUUUGUCGAGAGACGGCUCUCGACUGCAAUACCUCAUCAAAAGGACCAGUCCGUCUCAUACAGAAAGCGAUUAUGGUCGUGUACAGGAAACGAUCGAACUCUACCCAAAGUCGGUCGAUAGAAUGAAUUCGCCGAGUGUCCACUACGAUUUCGAAGCCGACGUUCAACCGUUAGACGGCGCCAGCACGCUAUCAACUCCUAAACGGAAGCUAAUGGCGACAAAGAGUUCAAACUCCUACUUUGUGAGGAGCUUAAUUGGUUCAGAUGCCGGAGAUGGACCUGCUGAAGAACUAAUCUCACUGGAACCGAUUGCUUCAUCGGUUCCGAAUAAAUCGAAUUUAAAUCAAGCAAGACCAGCGUAUAAUUCUUGCUUGAAUGUGGAGCAGAUCUAUGGUUCUAAACUAGGCAACGAAUCGUUGUACAGCAGACGAUACAGUGCAGAUCUUACUAAAUUUAACUCACCAACCGAAUCGCCAAAAAUAAGGGUGGCAACUUACAACCCGCUGAAACAGAGUAAUCUCUAUGCGGAGAAGGAGAGACUUUAUCACACCUUCUCAGCUCCUCCGCGUCGGCAGGAAGAUUUCUCGACGUUUUGCUCAUAGAAACUGGUUCUCUUUUUGACUUUACUUAAUUGAAGCAAUACUAGGCAAAUAUUGUCGUAUCGUAAGCAAAAAACUGCGUACGUUUUUGGUUCAUUUCUCAUCUGUUUUUUUAUUUUUUGCUUGAUGGAAAAAAGUAGGUGCACCUUUCUUCCCCAGGAUCGGCCAGCUUCCAAUAUCGCGUCCCCAUCUAUUUAAUAAUUAUAUGUAUUAUAUAAAAAAAAUCCCUGUUUCUUGGAUCAAGAACAAAAUAAAAGACUAACUCAACUCUGUAUAAUAAUUACAAGCCGUGUCUUUUCCUGUUUAACUCUUUGUAAAGAGAAAAGAAAAGUUAGCUCAAAAAAAAAACGUAAGGUUAUUGGAUUCACCAAAUAUAAAAAAUAUAUUUCUGUACACCAGUUUCUUUUUAUUUGUUCGCUGAUAUUUGAGUUUGUUAUCUAUGAUGAAUAUGGAAGAGAGAAAGAAGAAAAGAUAUUACUUGCUAUUAUUAUUGUCUUGUUUAUCGUAAAGACUUAAUGCUAUUAAGAAACCU